ACUGGCAUUUCGAGGGGGUUAUAAGGGCGGGGGUGCUGGGCCGGUGUUGGGGUGCCAGAGGGUGCCAGGGCGGCUCCGGGGCACCAUGGUCAGCGCCCUCACCCUCUCCCUCUUCCUCCUCCUCUGCACAGAGGCUGAAGGCUUCUCCCCCUGCCAGGCACCCACCCUGCAGACCAAGGUGUUCCAGUACCGGCUCUGGGAUGUGAACCAGAAGUCUCUGUACCUGCGGGAUGACCAACUGCUGGCCGGGCACCUGCAAGGGGCCAACGCCGCCCUGGAAGAGAAGGUGUUCUGGGUGCCCAACCGCGCCUUCGAGCCCACCCGGCUCCCCGUCAUCCUGGGCAUCCGCAACGGCACCCGCUGCCUCGCCAGCCACCCCAAAACCAGCACCACCCCGGCACUGCAGCUGCAGGCCGUGGACAUCCGGGAGCUGCCCCACACCGGGGAGGCCUCAGCCGCCUUCACCUUCUUCCGCUCCUACAAGGACGGGCUGUGGCGCUUCGAGUCCGCUGCCAACCCCGGCUGGUUCCUCUGCACCUCUGCCCGGGGCCACCAGCCCCUGGCGCUGUCCCGCAGCCACGAUGCCACCCACCUGCUCGACUUCUACUUCCAGCUCUGCUGAGUCCCCCUGGCACAGCCAUGGGCACACUCCCAACUGGGAA
Manacus vitellinus (golden-collared manakin) is the source of this 662-nucleotide messenger RNA. Its product is annotated as interleukin-1 family member 10-like. Lineage: Eukaryota; Metazoa; Chordata; Aves; Passeriformes; Pipridae. Gene Ontology annotation, biological process: cytokine-mediated signaling pathway; positive regulation of gene expression; cellular response to lipopolysaccharide. The coding region runs from base 86 to 622 and encodes 178 amino acids. The transcript is spliced from 4 exons. Gene Ontology annotation, molecular function: interleukin-1 receptor binding; cytokine activity. The record is from RefSeq and is a predicted model, not a curated record.